AUGGAAAUGACUACGUUGACUAGUUUACCAUAUUUCCAUGGAACUAUUGAUACACGAGAGUGUCGAGAAAUGCUUCCGGACCUUGGAGACUUUCUAAUCCGAAAUCCCACAAACGAAAUGGUCAAAUCCGGUGGCACAAGAACUUUCGCAUGUAUUCUGACAACAGCCGUCACGCCGGAUCAAGCAUCAGAAAAUUCCAAAAUGCUACCAAAGGAUUAUUCGUUGAGACUCGAAUGCACAACUCGUCUAAAAUCCUACGGUAUCAUAUUGGAAAAUGGUGUCUACUCGUUGCUAGGAACCCCAGAAACUUAUCAGUCAGUUGAGGAACUUUGCAAUGCGUACACCUCAUCCCGUAAAGCCUUCCCUCAAGGUGGAAUGGCUUUGAGACCAGUGGCCCGUCGACCGUGGCAACUUCUUUUAUCGGACAUUGAGUUUCCAGUGCCAGAAGUCGUGUUGGGAAGUGGAGAAUUUGGAAAAGUUAUUAGAGGAAAACUAUUGAGACAUGGAGUUCCGCCGAUUGAUGUGGCACUCAAGCGCGCUACAGCUGAGAAUCAUGCCGAGAUUAUCUCGGAAAUGUUCACAGAAGCACGUGCAAUGCGUGCUCUCAUGCACCCCAACAUCAUCCGCUUUGAAGGCGUCGUCGUUGAGAAGCUCCCUCUCUACCUGGUCAUUGAAUUCUUGGAGGGGAGCAGUCUUCUAGAUGCACUUCGCAAGAAAAAAGUCAACAAUGUUUAUCGUUUCCCAAUUUGUAUGGCAGUGCUCUAUGCAGUGCUCUGGAUGCACAUGCACAACUAUAUCCAUAGGGACAUUGCCGCGCGGAAUGUAAUGAUUUCUCACGAUUGCCGAACUGUUAAACUGAUUGAUUUUGGAUUGGCCAAACAUGGACUACAGUUUACACUGGAUGUAGCCACCAAGAUCCCACUCAAACGGCUUGCUCCAGAAGUCCAAAAGACCAAAAUCUUCUCUGCAAAAUCUGAUACAUGGGCGCUGGCAAUUUGCUUUUGGGAGAUUUAUCACGAUGGAGCCCCAAUUUACUCAAAUGUGGUUCCAUCUCUAGAUUCUAAACCACCGGCUGUUCCAUCUCCAACACCAUCAGCUACUCCAACGACACCGGAUACCAGUAAGAACAGCAAUGUCAAGGGGAAACAAGCCACUCAGACUCGAAAACGUGCCAAGAAGGGGAGUGCACCUGCUCCGAAGCCUGUGGUGGAAGCACCAAAACCACUACCGAAAGAUAGAGGAGAACCGCCCGAGUUGGUGAUCACUCAAAAUGUGGAAUUUUUGCCCGAAAAAUUUGAGCCGCGCUUCAAAAUGAUGACUGAAAAGAAGGCGAGAAAGAGGAUUGAGUUGGCUGAAAUUGCGAAUGUCGUCGAGAAGGAGAUCCUGCCGACACUUCCGGAAAUGGUUCGGAACGAGUUGAAGUAUCACGUGGAUAGACGCCCACCGUUCGACCCCAACUUCAAAGUCCAAUUCGACAACAACAACUCGGUGGUGACCCAGCCAACCGCCGCCGGUACACUUCCGGCCAAUCCCCUAACACCACAGGCGGCUCCGGCGGCCGUGACGCCUACAUUCACCCCAUCUGGCACGACUCCAGCCAAAUUGAAGACUGUCACUCGUAGACGAUCGAAGUCGACGGCGAAAAACAGCAAAAGCGACUUGGCUCAAUCGAGUACAAGUGCUCCUGAGAAGAAAACGGUUCCGGAGAAGCAGAAGACGGGCAGAAGACGUGGAAAAUAG
This is a messenger RNA of Caenorhabditis briggsae, 1740 nucleotides long. Gene Ontology annotation, biological process: protein phosphorylation. Lineage: Eukaryota; Metazoa; Nematoda; Chromadorea; Rhabditida; Rhabditidae. Gene Ontology annotation, molecular function: protein tyrosine kinase activity; ATP binding. The transcript is spliced from 5 exons. Bases 1 to 1740 code for a protein of 579 amino acids. The record is from RefSeq and is a predicted model, not a curated record.